AUCAACUGACCUGCAAUUUAUACGCCCCUGGAAUACACGUAGCUGCAGUCGGUAGUUUACGUUUAUCAUUAGACUAACGAACAUUGUAGUCGAUUACUCCUUAUUAUUCUUCCAAUAAACACCGCUCUGUCAAAAAUCGAAGCACAAACUUUUACGAGAGGAGUACAAAGAUCGUUUUACUAAUUAGUAAUCAACCUCAAAUAAAUAAAAACAAGAAAAAAUGUCCCUGGACGAGCAAUUCAAUAAAGCCGCAGAUGAUGUGAAAGAAUUGGCUUCAACACCUGCAGACUCUGAUCUUUUGGAGAUUUAUGCCUUAUUUAAACAAGCAACUGUUGGUGAUUGUAAUACAGAAAGACCAGGUAUGUUUGAUUUUAAAGGAAAAGCAAAAUGGGACGCCUGGAAUGGAAAAAAGGGUUUAAGCCAAGAGGACGCUAAGAAGCAAUAUAUAGAAAAAGCUGAUGCACUACUUCAAUCGCUGGGCAAGAAAUAAAUAUGAAAAUGAAUUGAAAUUUGCACAGAGUGUUUUGAAAAUUUGAUACAAUAUUUUUAUCAAAUUUAGGGUGAUCUUUACAAAUUUUCGCACAAUUGUUUACCAGUUUUUUUUUAUAAUUUUUUUAAAAAUGCAUAUAAUUAUCUUUAUACGUUUUAAAUAAAUUUUAAAAUGACUUUGUUCUGAA
This is a messenger RNA of Leptopilina heterotoma, 677 nucleotides long. RefSeq names its product acyl-CoA-binding protein (gene Acbp1). Gene Ontology annotation, molecular function: fatty-acyl-CoA binding. The transcript has 4 exons. Bases 221 to 490 code for a protein of 89 amino acids. Lineage: Eukaryota; Metazoa; Arthropoda; Insecta; Hymenoptera; Figitidae. The record is from RefSeq and is a predicted model, not a curated record. Gene Ontology annotation, biological process: fatty acid metabolic process.